This is a messenger RNA of Penicillium longicatenatum, 1206 nucleotides long. RefSeq names its product tellurite-resistance/dicarboxylate transporter family protein. Gene Ontology annotation, biological process: malate transmembrane transport. Lineage: Eukaryota; Fungi; Ascomycota; Eurotiomycetes; Eurotiales; Aspergillaceae. The transcript has a single exon. Gene Ontology annotation, molecular function: malate transmembrane transporter activity. The record is from RefSeq and is a predicted model, not a curated record. Gene Ontology annotation, cellular component: membrane. The coding region runs from base 1 to 1206 and encodes 401 amino acids.
AUGUCCCACUCCGGCUUCUUAGGGGCAGAGUCCUAUGAACUUCCUCCUCAUUCCUCCCACUCCGACACCCCUAUCCUCAAUGCCGAAAAGUCUGACAAGCAAAUUCAAUUAUCAUACCGUCAACGACUCCGUCAUUUCACAUGGGCCUGGUACACAUUAACCAUGAGCACGGGUGGUCUGGCUCUGUUGAUAGCAAGCCAACCCAACCGUUUCAAAGGCCUAGAUGAGAUCGGCCUGGCCGUCUACAUUAUCAACUUGCUCAUGUUCGCUUUCGUCUGCUCAUUCAUGGCAGCACGAUUCAUCAUCCACGGCGGACUAGUUCAAUCCAUCACACACGACCGCGAAGGACUAUUCUUCCCAACCUUCUGGCUCUCUAUCGCUACAAUGAUUUGUGGUCUAGAGAAGUAUUUUGGCGAUGAUCCCGCCCAAGCCUUCUCGACUACCCUCGAAGUCCUGUUCUGGAUGUACUGCGUCUGCACCUUUGCCGUGGCCGUCUUCCAAUAUUCCUACCUCUUCUCCUCGGUCACAUACCGUCUGCAAACUAUGAUGCCCUCGUGGAUCCUACCGGCCUUCCCAAUCAUGCUCAGCGGUACCAUUGCAUCCGUUAUCGCAGAGCGACAGCCCGCCCGCUCCUCCAUUCCCGUGGUCACAGCAGGCAUGACGUUCCAAGGUCUUGGAUUUUGCAUCAGCUUCAUGAUGUACUCCCACUAUAUUGGACGACUGAUGGAGUCUGGUCUCCCGAAUCGCGAGCACCGACCGGGUAUGUUUAUCUGUGUCGGCCCACCGGCCUUCACUGCGCUGGCACUCAUCGGCAUGGCCCGUGGCCUCCCGGAGACUUUUAGCGUGAUGGGCAGUGAGGAUACUGCUGCAGAUGGCCGGAUGAUCGAAAUUCUGGCCUUGGCUGCUGGUGCUUUCUUAUGGGCUCUCAGCCUCUGGUUCUUUUGCAUUGCAUUAAUUGCGGUACUUCGGUCCCCACCCACUGCAUUCCAUCUUAGUUGGUGGGCUAUGGUGUUCCCAAACACGGGGUUUACUAUUGCUACCAUUACCUUGGGUACCUCGUUUGAAAGUGCAGCCAUCAAGGGCGUUGGGUCAGCGUUAUCGAUCUGUGUUAUUUCUAUGUGGUUGUUCGUUUUUGUCAACCAUGUACUAGCGGUGAUUCGACAGGAUAUCAUGUAUCCUGGGAAGGACGAAGAUGUUUCGGAAUAG